AUGAUUAACUUAAAAGGAAAGACGGCACUUAUCACUGGAGGUAGUGCAGGUUUGGGUGCUUCUGUCGCUCGUCAAUUGGCUGCAGAAGGUGUAAACAUCGCCAUCAAUUAUGCCAAUUCCAAAGAACAACGUGCCGAAGAAUUGGUCCAAGAAUUGAAAUCAGAACAUGGAAUUAAAUCAAUUGCUAUUCAAGGAGAUGUUUUUGAUACUUCAAACAUUUGCAAAUUGGUUGAAGAAACCGUAGAAAAAUUAGGUGGAUUAGAUAUCGUUAUUUCUAAUGCUGGUUGGACAAAAAUGGUUCCAUUUGAAAAUUUAGAAGAAUUGGAUGAAGAAAUCUGGGAUGGAACAUUUUCAGCAAAUGUCAAAGCCCAUUUCUUCUUAUUUAAAGCAGCCAAGGCUAUAUUUGAUCAGAAUGAAGAAGGUGGGGUUUUUAUUGCAUCAGCAUCAGUUGCCGGAAGAAUCCCAUAUGGAUCAAGUAUCCCAUACGCUGUAAGUAAAGCCGCAUUAAUCCAUUUAGUUAAGGCGUUGGCAAAAUCCCAAGGUCCAAAAUGUAGAGUCCAUGCCGUAUGUCCUGGUUUGUUAUUAACUGAAUGGGGGAAACGCUUCCCACAAGAAAAGAUUAAUAGAACUAAGGAAAUGUCUCCUAUAAAGGAAAUUACUGAUGUUGAUGAAUGUGCUGUCCAAUUUGUCACCUUAUGUAAAUUGAAGACAAGCACUGGUAGUAUUAUUGCAAUGGAUGCUGGUAUAUCUAUUUAA
Hemisphaericaspora subhashii is the source of this 756-nucleotide messenger RNA. RefSeq names its product SDR family NAD(P)-dependent oxidoreductase. Gene Ontology annotation, molecular function: oxidoreductase activity. Bases 1 to 756 code for a protein of 251 amino acids. The record is from RefSeq and is a predicted model, not a curated record. NCBI's taxonomy places the organism in Eukaryota, Fungi, Ascomycota, Pichiomycetes, Serinales, Debaryomycetaceae. The transcript is spliced from 2 exons.